Messenger RNA from Saccharomyces kudriavzevii IFO 1802, 3645 nucleotides. RefSeq names its product cytoskeletal protein-binding protein SLA1 (gene SLA1). Bases 1 to 3645 code for a protein of 1214 amino acids. NCBI's taxonomy places the organism in Eukaryota, Fungi, Ascomycota, Saccharomycetes, Saccharomycetales, Saccharomycetaceae. Gene Ontology annotation, cellular component: nucleus. The record is from RefSeq and is a predicted model, not a curated record. Gene Ontology annotation, molecular function: ubiquitin binding; cytoskeletal protein binding; identical protein binding. Gene Ontology annotation, biological process: actin cortical patch assembly; regulation of actin filament polymerization. The transcript has a single exon.
AUGACCGUGUUUCUGGGCAUCUAUAGGGCCAUCUAUGCCUAUGAGCCGCAGACGCCAGAAGAGCUGGCUAUCGAGGAAGAUGAUCUGUUGUACCUGUUACACAAAUCUGAUGUUGACGAUUGGUGGACAGUAAAAAAAAGAGUGAUUGGCUCUGACAGCGAAGAACCUGUGGGUCUAGUACCCUCCACUUAUAUCGAAGAAGCCCCCAUUUUGAAGAAGGUGAGAGCCAUUUAUGAUUAUGAGCAGGUGCAGAAUGCGGAUGAAGAAUUGACGUUCCAUGAAAAUGACGUUUUUGAUGUACUCGACGACAAAGACGUGGACUGGCUCUUGGUAAAGUCUACCGUAUCUAACGAAUUUGGUUUCAUACCAGGCAACUACGUCGAGCCAGAAGAAGUAGCCGCUCCUAAGCAGGAACAGGCCGCAGGCGCUGCUCCUGCUCUACCUGGCAGCUUUUUACCACCACCUCAACAUAGUGAUAGAGCUCACGUUCUACAAAGUAAACAAGACCAAGUUCCAGCGGAGGAGCAGGAGGAGGAGGGUCCUCCUCCUGCCAUGCCCGCAAGACCAACAACUACUACUGAAAUGACUGAAACUACUGCUACAGCCAUCCGAUCCCGUAGUCGACUAUCGCAUAGUGAUGGGGGCAAUGACAACGGAGAAGAAGAAGAAGAAGAAGACGAUUUCUACUAUAACAGCAACGAUAACAGUGUCGGAAAUCAUGAUUACAACACAGAGUACCACUCUUGGAAUGUCACUGAAAUCGAAGGCAGAAAGAAGAAAAAGGCCAAGCUAUCAAUUGGCAACAACAAAAUAAACUUCAUUCCUCAAAAGGGCGCUCCUCACGAAUGGUCAAUCGAUAAAUUGGUCUCGUACGAUAACGAAAAGAAACACAUGUUCUUGGAGUUUGUUGAUCCAUAUAGAAGUCUCGAACUACAUACCGGUAACAACAAUACGUGUGAAGAGAUCAUGAACAUCAUUGGCGAGUAUAAAGGAGCUUCUCGUGAUCCCGGCUUAAAAGAAGUUGAGAUGGCGUCCAAAUCCAAAAAAAGAGGCAUCGUGCAAUACAAUUUCAUGGCUGAAUCUCAAGACGAAUUAACCGUAAAGUCAGGCGAUAAAGUUUAUAUUCUGGAUGCUAAAAAAUCUAAAGACUGGUGGAUGUGUCAACUGGUGGACUCAGGAAAGAGUGGUCUCGUUCCUGCACAAUUUAUCGAACCUGUUCGUGACAAGAAACAUACCGAAUCUACAGCUAGCGGCAUAAUCAAAUCUAUCAAGAAAAACUUCACCAAAUCUCCAUCUAGGUCAAGAUCAAGAUCGAGGUCCAAAUCCAAUGCUACCGCCAGUGCCAGUUGGAAGGACGAUGAAUCUCAAAACGAUGCUACCAAUAGCACUGUCGGUAAAAGAUCGAGGAAAAGUUCAUUGUCCUCACAUAAGAAAGGCUCAACAAAUGCUAAGGAUUUCCCCAAUCCAAAGAAAUCGCGCUUAUGGGUCGAUAGAAGUGGUACUUUCAAGGUGGAUGCCGAGUUUAUUGGAUGUGCCAAGGGUAAAAUCCAUUUACACAAAGCCAAUGGUGUCAAGAUUGCUGUUGCCGCUGAUAAACUAUCUAAUGAAGAUUUAGCGUAUGUGGAGAAAAUUACCGGUUUUUCUUUGGAAAAGUUUAAGGUUAGCGAUGGCUCUUCCUCUCACGGCACCGAUUCAAGAGACUCUGAAAGAGAAAGGAGAAGAAGACUAAAGGAACAAGAAGAAAAGGAACGGGAUAGAAGAUUGAAAGAACGUGAAUUGUAUGAGUUGAAGAAAGCUAGAGAACUAUUAGACGAAGAAAGAUCAAGGUUGCAAGAAAAAGAAUUACCCCCAAUAAAACCACCAAGACCAACUUCUACUGCUUCCGCUUCCAACAUGACUUCCAUACCAAGCACCGAAAACGGCAACAACAACAGUAACGGUAACAAAUAUGACUGGUUUGAAUUUUUUUUGAACUGCGGCGUAGAUGUUAGCAAUUGUCAAAGGUACACAAUAAAUUUUGAUAGGGAGCAAAUUACUGAGGAUAUGACGUCUGAUAUCAAUAACUCAAUGCUAAGAACUUUAGGUCUGCGUGAAGGUGAUAUUGUUAGAGUAAUGAAAUAUCUUGAUAAGAAAUUCGGAAGAGAAAAUAAUUCAACCAUCCCAACAAACGCGACGGGAAAUAUGUUUUCACAACCAGAUGGUUCGUUGAACGCAGCCACAGGCGCAGAGACUCCAUUGCCUCAACAGCUGUUACCGCAAGCGACUGCCCCCACUCCCUCCGCCUCUUCAGAGACUGAUGAUGCUUGGACUGUCAAGCCGGCUUCCAAAUCGGAAUCUAAUUUACUCUCUAAAAAAUCAGAAUUUACUGGUUCCAUGCAAGAUUUAUUAGACCUGCAGCCGCUGGAACCUAAAAAGACUUCUACUACAACGCCUGAACCAAACUUAAAGGAAUUGGAACCUGUGAAGACUGGCGGUACUCCUGCUGCUACUGCUUCCGCUCCUGCUCCCUUGGAUCCAUUCAAGACUGGUGGUAAUAACUUUCUACCAUUAUCUACUGGUUUCGUGAUGAUGCCAAUGUAUACUGGGGGUGCUAUGCUACCAAUGCAAAGAACCGGUGGUUUCGUCAUGCCACAAACUACUUUUGGUAUGCAAUCACAAGCCACUGGUGGUAUCUUACCUGUUCAAAAGACGAACAAUGGAUUAAUCGCCAUUUCUAACACUGGCGGCGCUAUGAUGCCACAAACUACAUUUGGCGCAACACCCACCGUCUUACCUCUACAGAAGACAGGAGGCGGUCUAAUACCAAUUGCCACUACAGGGGGUGGACAAUUUCCGCAAACUUCAUUCAAUAUUCAGGCGCAACAGCAAUUUCCAACAGGUUCAAUAUUGCCCGUGCAAAAAACGGCUAAUGGCUUAAUUUCUGCCAAUACUGGUAUCUCAAUGCCAUCUUUACAAAUAACUGGUGGAGCUAUGAUGCCCCAACCUCAAAUCAUGGGUGGAGCUAUGAUGCCACAACCUCAAAUCAUGGGUGGAGCUAUGAUGCCACAACCUCAAAUUACGGGUGGAGCUAUGAUGCCCCAAACAUCAUUUGGCGUUUCGCAACAACUAACAGGGGGCGCAAUAAUUGCCCAACCUCAAAAUACGGGAAGCGCUAUGAUGCCUCAAACAUCUUUCAAUUCCCUGCCACAAAAUGCCGCGGGGGCAGUGAUGCCUUUACAAAGGACUGGUGGUGCCUUAAACACUUUCAACACAGGUGGUGCCAUGAUUCCUCAGACUUCAUUCAACACUCAACCUCAAAUCACCGGCGGAUUCCGACCACAAUCCCAGUUCGGUUUAACCUUGCAAAGAACAGGAGGUAUUGCACCUUUAAACCAGAACCAGUUAACUGGCGGAGCCAUGAAUACUUUCAACACUGGAGGUAUUCUUCAACAACAGCAGCCACAGAUUAUGAAUACCUUCAAUACUGGUGGUGCUAUGCAGCAACCACAAAUCAUGAGUACGUUUAACACCGGAGGUGCUAUGCAACAACCACAACAACAAGCAUUGCAGAACCAGCCUACUGGAUUUGGGUUUGGUAAUGGCCCCCAACAAUCAAGACAAGCAAACAUAUUUAAUGCUACUGCAUCAAAUCCCUUUGGAUUCUAA